ACGCAUGCUCAGUUACUUGUAGAGGAAAGCGGCUAGCUUCAUUAGCUCGGUUAGCGCGCCCUGUGUGUGUAUGAUAGUUUCGUGCUGUGAAGUAGUUUGAUCAUGGCGUAUCAGCUGUACAGGAACACCACCCUGGGAAACAGCCUACAGGAGAGUCUGGACGAGCUCAUACAGACUCAGCAGAUUACUCCUCAGCUGGCUCUCCAGGUUCUCCUUCAGUUCGAUAAGGCCAUCAACACGGCGCUCGCCAACCGUGUCCGCAACAGAGUCAACUUCAGGGGCUCUCUGAACACCUACAGGUUCUGCGACAACGUGUGGACGUUUGUCCUGAACGACGUGGAGUUCAGGGAGGUGACGGACCUGGUGAAGGUAGACAAGGUGAAGAUUGUUGCCUGUGACGGAAAGAGCGAGUCAACCCAGAACAAAACUGAUAAAUGACUCUGGCUUCCACGUUGCCGAGCGAGGACCGUCUCUGAGUCUUCCUGCAUCAGCUGGAGUCGAGACGGAUCUGGACUGUACAUAUAAUUUAUUAUAGCACAGUUACGUGUGUGUGCAUGUGUGUGCGUUUGUGUGCGUGAUUACCUGCAGCAGGUUUUCUUUUUUAUUAAUCUGGGGUCUGUGUUCAGGUUUCUGUUGUAUAACUGAAUCAUCUUUAAUAAAAACUUUAUUUAAAACACA
Melanotaenia boesemani (Boeseman's rainbowfish) is the source of this 678-nucleotide messenger RNA. It is a transcript of the gene gtf2a2, whose product is annotated as general transcription factor IIA, 2. Gene Ontology annotation, biological process: transcription initiation at RNA polymerase II promoter; RNA polymerase II preinitiation complex assembly. Gene Ontology annotation, molecular function: TBP-class protein binding; RNA polymerase II general transcription initiation factor activity. The record is from RefSeq and is a predicted model, not a curated record. Lineage: Eukaryota; Metazoa; Chordata; Actinopteri; Atheriniformes; Melanotaeniidae. Bases 103 to 438 code for a protein of 111 amino acids. The transcript is spliced from 4 exons. Gene Ontology annotation, cellular component: transcription factor TFIIA complex.